GACUUAACCUGUGAAAAUGGCGUUGUUCGUAGUGGGAGACUGGAGUUAGUUCAGAAUCAUACAGUGGCAUUUAUUCAGUUAUCGGGCAACGCGCGCAAAGAUAACCACAACAGUAUGGCGACCCUGGAUCAGAAAUCACCCAACGUGCUUCUCCAGAGCCUCUGCUGCAGAAUCACGGGGAAAAGCGAAGCUGAAGUUGCCCCCCAGUUCCAGUACGCAGUGCGAGUCAUUGGCAGUAACUACGCCCCCAGUAUUGAACGAGACGAGUUCCUGGUGUCAGAGAAGAUCAGGAAAGAAUUGCUGAAGCAGAGGAGAGAAGCAGACGCUGCUCUGUUCUCUGAGCUGCACAGAAAACUUCAGACACAGUGUGUUCUGAAGCAUCGCUGGUCUGUUCUCUACUUGCUGCUCAGCCUCUCUGAAGAUCCCCGCAAACCGUCCAGUAGGGUUGGAAACUAUGGGGCACUCUUUGCCCAGGCCCUCCCCAGGGACGCCCACUCCACCCCGUUCUACUGCACCCGGCCCCAGAGCCUGGCCCUGGGCUAUGGGGAGAGGACUGCGGGUCUGUCAGCCAGCGUGGGGACCAGUGGCAUCUCAAGCCUGGGAGUCUACACACUGAACGGGCCCACGGCAACUCCGCAGUCGCUGCUGGCCGGUCAACCCCUUCAGUCUGCAGCAGGAGGCGGUCAGCCUCUGGGCUCCCGGCUAGCCUGGGCUCUUCCUGUAAGCUGCUCCCCUUCCUCUGCUCUGGGCCCGCUCCCCUCUCGACCCCCCGUUGGACCUCCAGCUCUCUCCACCAGAGUGGUCCAUCCUCGCAGAGACGGAGAGGUGAGCGAGGCAGCGCUGGUGCGGGACAUCCUCUACGUCUUCCAGGGAAUCGAUGGCAAGUUCAUCAAGAUGAGCGUCCAGGAUAACUGCUACAAAACAGACAGCAAGGUGGUGCUGUGCAAGUCCCUGAGAGACACCAGCAGCAGACUGGCCGAGCUCGGCUGGCUCCACAACAAAGUCAGGAAGUACACCGACGCCAGGAGCCUCGACCGGGCCUUCGGACUGGUCGGACAGAGCUUCUGUGCCUCGCUCCACCAGGAGCUGAAGGAGUACUACAGGUUGCUGUCUGUCCUCCACUCCCAGUUGCAGGUGGAGGAUGAGCAGGGUGUGAACGUGUGCACAGAGAGCAGUCUGACUCUCAGAAGGCUGCUGGUCUGGAUGUACGACCCCAAAGUCCGUCUCAAAACACUGGCUGCUCUUGUUGACUUCUGCCAAGGUCGUAAAGGAGGUGAGCUGGCCUCGGCGGUCCAUUCUUAUGGGAAAACAGGAGACCCACAGAUGAGAGCGCUGGUUCAACACAUCCUCAGCCUGGUGUCACACCCCAUCCUCAACUUCCUGUAUAGGUGGAUCUAUGAUGGAGAGCUGGAAGAUACCUACCACGAGUUCUUUGUAGCAUCAGACCCCAACGUGAAGACAGACCGCCUGUGGCACGACAAGUACUCCCUCAGGAAGUCAAUGAUCCCCUCAUUCAUCACCAUGGACCAGGCCCGCAAGGUUCUGCUGAUUGGUAAAUCCAUCAACUUCCUGCAUCAGGUUUGUCACGACAGAACGCCGCCGGGCAAAAUCACGGCAGCAUCCAAGUCGGCAGACACACCCAAAGACGCUGCAGAGCUGCUGUCCGACCUAGAGGGGGAGUUUCAGGAGAAGAUCGACGCUGCCUAUUUUGAUACCAGCAAAUACCUGCUGGACGUUCUGAAUCGCAACUACCUGCUCCUGGAGCAUCUGCAGGCCAUGAGGAGAUACCUGCUGCUGGGCCAGGGGGACUUCAUCAGACAUCUCAUGGACCUGCUCAAGCCGGAGUUGGUGCGUCCUGCCACCACUUUGUACCAACACAACCUGACGGGUAUCUUAGAGACGGCAGUCAGAGCCACAAACGCCCAGUAUGACAAUGCAGAGAUUCUAAAGAGGCUGGACGUACGCCUGCUAGAGGUGUCUCCUGGUGAUACAGGCUGGGAUGUUUUCAGUCUGGACUACCACGUGGACGGACCCAUUGCUACGGUGUUUACCAGGGAGUGCAUGGGCCACUACCUGCGUGUGUUUAAUUUCCUUUGGAGGGCAAAGAGGAUGGAGUACACACUGACUGACAUCUGGAAGGGACAGAUGUGUAAUGCCAAGUUGCUCAAAACCAUGCCUGAGUUGUCCGGUGUGCUGCAUCAGUGUCACAUCCUGGCCUCUGAGAUGGUCCACUUCAUCCACCAAAUGCAGUACUACAUCACCUUUGAGGUGCUGGAGUGCUCCUGGGAUGAGCUGUGGAACAAAGUGCAGCAGGCUCAGGACCUUGACCACAUCAUCGCUGCACAUGACGUCUUCCUUGACACCAUCAUCUCAAGAUGCCUGCUGGACAAUAACAGCAGGUCUCUUUUGAACCAGCUGAGGGCCAUAUUUGACCAGAUCAUCGAGUUCCAGAAUGCCCAGGACUCACUCUACCGCUCGGCACUGGAGGAACUCGCCCUCCGACUGCAGUACGAGGAGAAGAAGCAACGGAGAGAGGAAGAGGGUCAGUGGGGAGUGACGGCCGAACAGGAAGCGGAGGAGAAGAAGAGGGUUCAGGAGUUCCAGGAAACCAUACCAAAGAUGCGCUCCCAGCUCCGCAUCCUCACCCACUUCUACCAGAGCAUCGUCCAGCAGUUCCUGGUGUUGCUGAUGACAAGUCCGGAUGAGAGCCUACGUUUCCUCAGCUUCAGACUGGACUUCAAUGAACACUACAGGGCCAGAGAGCCGAGGCUACGCGCCUCACUAGGCGCCAACCGAGGGCGACGGCUGUCAAACAUCUGACAUGACGACGAUGGCAUCGCCAGACGAGGCUUCCAGUCAUUGGAGCAUGGGGUAUGACAUCACAGUGGGCAGUUGUGACAUCACAGAGACGGGCCGGGCCAGCAGACUUUAAAGUGCUUUACAUUGAGAUGAUGUCAUGCCUUGGAGGAGCGGUCCAGCGCUUUUCUGAACAUUGCGGUAUCACGGCAGCGGCGGUCGCCAAGUGAUGACAUCACAGCAGACGGCUCCAGUGAAGUUGGCUGAGUGGGCUCGCAAUGGAAUAAAGUCCAGUCAGUUCAAACCUUCAGAUCUCAUCGUUGGCGACAUCUACGAAAAGCGUGAGGUAAAUUUGGGGAAACUGUCCGGCCGAGUGUGAGGAGGCAAACAAAAGCUGCCGUCAGACUGAUCUCCCCGAGUCUGACAGGGCCCCUUUACAGGGCAUGCCUUAUUAAUGAGGAAAAACAAAACCUCUUUUCUCAGCGUGGUUGCCAAAUCUAGUCCCAACACACAAUGUCUGUACAUAGUGUUUAUGCAAAAAUGUAUGUACGUGUGUGUGUAUGUAUAUAUAUAUAUAUAUAUAUAUAUAU
Molecule: messenger RNA, 3386 nt
Organism: Micropterus salmoides (largemouth bass)
Lineage: Eukaryota; Metazoa; Chordata; Actinopteri; Centrarchiformes; Centrarchidae
Gene: tubgcp3
Product: tubulin, gamma complex associated protein 3
Exons: 23
Coding region: 115-2820 (901 amino acids)
Biological process (GO): cytoplasmic microtubule organization; mitotic cell cycle; meiotic cell cycle
Cellular component (GO): spindle pole; centrosome; gamma-tubulin small complex
Molecular function (GO): gamma-tubulin binding; microtubule minus-end binding
Source: RefSeq, a predicted model, not a curated record